ACUUCUCAACUUUUCGUGAGCGCAUUCAAUGUGAUCGAACAUUCUAGUGGAUUUUUGUUAUUUUCCUCGUGUUGGAAGUAUCUUGUGUUGUAAAGUUUUCCGAUAUUAGUGUAUUGUUCUAACUGUGAAAGCAUGAGUGACAAAGAAAAGGCUAAUUUACUUAAAGAUCAAGGCAAUUCUGCUCUAAAUGCAGGGAAUUUUGAAGAUGCUAUCAAACAUUAUUCAGAAGCUAUCAAGCUUGAUCCAUCUAAUCAUGUUUUAUACAGCAAUCGCAGUGCUGCUUAUUGCAAAGCAGGAAAGUACACAGAUGCUUUACAAGAUGCCGAGAAAACUGUAGCAUUGAAAUCUGACUGGGCAAAGGGUUAUUCUAGGAAAGGUGCUGCCCUUGCAUAUUUGAAGCGAUAUGAUGAUGCUUUAAAUGCAUACAAAGAGGGUUUAAAGUAUGACCCAAAUAACCUACAGUUAAAAGAAGGUAUCAAAGAAGUUCAAUCUCAGAUGUCAGGAGGUCGAUUUGAUGGAGGUUUCCCCAAUCCAUUUUCUGGACCAGGCAUUAUGGAAAAAUUAAGAAAUGAUCAUCGCACUAGAGAGUUUUUAAAUGAUCCAAGUUAUUUAAAGUUACUAUCUGACUUGCAGCAGAAUCCACAAAGCAUGAUUGAAAAGUUGAAAGACCCAAGGGUAAUGACAACGCUGAGCGUUUUGUUAGGCAUCGACUUGAGCGGUGCUGCUGGUGCUGACGAUGAUGAUGAUGUUGAAAUGGAGCCUUCUAAGACAGAACCUCCAAAACCAAAAGAAGAACCUAUGGAUAUAGAAUUAUCACCUGAAAAGAAACAGGCAAUUGAAGAAAAAGAUAAAGGGAAUGAAUUUUAUAAGCAAAAGAAAUUUGAAGAAGCUAUAGCGCAAUAUGAUAAAGCAAUUGAACUAGAUCCUACGGAAAUGACAUUUUUAACGAAUAAAGCAGCUGUAUAUUUUGAGCAGAAGGAUUUUGAAACUUGUGUUAAAGAAUGUGAAAAGGCUAUAGAAGUUGGUCGGGAGAAUCGGGCAGAUUUCAAAAAACUUGCAAAGGCAUAUUCAAGAAUGGCUGCCGCAUAUAUGAAGCUGAAGGAUUACUAUAAGGCUAGGACGUACUACCAGAAAUCUCUGACAGAGCAUAGAACACCUGAUACACUUGCAAAAUUAUCUGAAGUUGAAAAAAUCAUCAAAGAAGAGGAAAAGAAAGCAUAUAUUGACCCAGAAAAAGCAUUAGAAGAGAAGAAUGCUGGAAAAGAAUGUUUCCAAAAGGGUGAUUAUCCAGGUGCAAUGAAGCAUUACACUGAAGCAAUUAGACGAAAUCCUGAUGAUGCUAUUUUGUAUAGUAAUAGGGCUGCUUGUUAUCAAAAAUUAGCAGAAUUUCCUUUGGCAUUAAAAGACUGUGAAACAUGUAUAAAAUUGGAUCCAAAUUUUGUUCGAGGUCAUAUUAGGAAAGGAAUGGCUUUAAUGGCUUUGAAAGAGCAUGCUAAAGCUUCAGCUGCAUUUCAAAAAGCUUUAGAGCUUGACCCUAAUAAUCAAGAAGCUCUUGAUGGUUAUAGGAAAUGUAUAACUGCAAAUAGUAGUAAUCCCGAAGAAGUGCGUAAACAAGCUAUGUCUGAUCCUGAAGUUCAGAAAAUAUUAGGAGAUCCUGCUAUGCGCCUAAUUUUAGAACAAAUGCAGAAUGAUCCUAGAGCGCUUCAAGAACAUCUGAAGAAUCCUGAUAUAGCUGCAAAAAUACAAAAACUACUUGAAUCUGGACUUAUAGCCAUCCGUUAACAAUGUCACUAGUGGCCUAGUCAUUCCGACUUUUAUUUCCAUUGCAGAGACAUCAAAGUGUUUCUUUGCUGCUAAGCUGUCAUAAUUCUUCAUUAUCAUUUCAUGUAAUGAUUAUGAAAAGAAGAUUGCACUAAAUAUUUUCUUUAAAUAAAAGUUGCAGUAUCAUUAAUUGUAUAAUAUUCAAGCCAAACUGCAAAUAAAUAUUUGUUACUUCAGUACAAUUCAA
Molecule: messenger RNA, 2008 nt
Organism: Stegodyphus dumicola
Lineage: Eukaryota; Metazoa; Arthropoda; Arachnida; Araneae; Eresidae
Gene: Stip1
Product: Stress-induced phosphoprotein 1
Molecular function (GO): Hsp90 protein binding
Source: RefSeq, a predicted model, not a curated record